CAUCACAUGACGCGCCGAACUUCGGCGCCUCCUGCUAGAUGUCAUAUGAUGUUAUCACGUGAAUUUGAUGCCAGUAAUGAUCAGCUGUCGUCUGGGGAGUGGUUGAGGGUUGUUUCGUCCGAGUUCAAACGUUCCUGCUACGAAAUUAAGCCGUGAAGAUGACAGAGUACUGGCUGAUCUCUGCACCUGGAGACAAGACCUGCCAGCAGACAUGGGAUUCCAUGAACAAUACAACCAGACAGAACAACUUGUCGUUGAACUACAAGUUUAUGAUUCCAGACCUCAAGGUUGGAACAUUGGAUCAAUUAGUAGGUCUUUCUGAUGAUCUAGGAAAGCUCGAUGGCUUUGUCGAGUCGAUCACGCGCAAAGUCGCCUCCUAUCUGGGCGAAGUUCUCGAAGAUCAACGCGAUAAACUACACGAGAACUUGAUGGCGAACAAUAGUGAUUUGCCAAGCUACAUCACGCGAUUCCAGUGGGACAUCGCCAAGUAUCCGAUCAAGCAGAGCUUGAAGAACAUUGCUGAUAUCAUCAGCAAGCAAGUUGGUCAGAUUGAUGCUGAUCUGAAGACAAAAAGCACUGCGUACAAUAACCUCAAGGGCAGUCUGCAGAAUUUGGAGAAGAAGCAAACUGGCAGCUUGCUGACGCGUAACUUGGCUGAUCUGGUCAAGAAAGAACAUUUUAUUCUUGACUCGGAGUACUUGACUACUUUGCUGGUUAUUGUGCCCAAGGCGAGUUUUAACGAUUGGCAUGCCAACUACGAAAAGAUUACGGAUAUGAUUGUGCCGCGCUCAUCGCAAUUGGUCACUCAGGACGCUGAGUACGGUCUGUUCACCGUUUCGUUGUUUAAGAAGGUCGUCGAAGAGUUUAAGCUGCACGCCAGGGAGAAGAAAUUCAACGUGCGUGAGUUUACUUACAACGAGGAGGAAUUGGCUGCUGGUAAAAACGAAAUUACCAAGUUGGUUACUGACAAGAAGAAGCAGUUUGGGCCACUUGUGAGAUGGUUGAAAGUUAACUUCAGCGAGUGUUUCUGCGCUUGGAUUCACGUGAAGGCGCUGCGCGUCUUCGUGGAAUCGGUGUUGAGAUACGGCCUACCUGUUAACUUCCAGGCGAUUUUAAUUCACCCCAACAAGAAGACGUCGAAACGACUCAGAGAGGUGCUGAAUCAACUCUACGGGCACUUGGACAGCAGUGCCCUUCAAGGUGGCGGAAAUAUUGAUAGCGUUGACAUUCCUGGUCUGGGUUUCGGCCAAUCCGAGUACUACCCGUACGUAUACUACAAAAUAAACGUGGACAUGAUUGACUCCAAACCCUAGGCGCGCACAUACGCAACCACCCCACACGCCCCAUUCACGUUACAGUUUUUUUUUUGUUAUCUUUAUCUAGUUCAGUUCCGACGCGUUUCACCGAUUUUAAUUCGUCAUAGCAAUAUGUAUGCGCAAAUUUUUACUUAGUGAUCCACACACACAAAGCAGAACGCGAGUUGUUGCAAAUGUUUUUUUGGUGUUUUUUUUCUUUUAUUUAUCAUUCAUCGAAAGCAAAACACAUGCAGACUACAAAGUUGCAAGAAAUAUUAUUGAAAAGAAACGAACGUGCAGAUAACGCAGUAUUCCGUGAUGGGCUACAAUACGCUACAAUAACUAAGAUCGAUUGUAAAUAUAAGUAUCCACCCCCGACAACCACCAGUUUUCUUCUUUUUUGUCAAUGUGUACAUACUACAUACAGAUGAGUGAUAUCUAUCAUUGUUGCAAUGCUCAUGAGAGUUUAUUCCACUUUGUAUUAUAGAGUUAUGAUGCUAAUGAUUGUUGUUAUUCUUAUUGUAAUUAAAUAGAGUGGUGUUGACCUGUUAUAUAUCAAGGAAAUUCAAUUUCGAGAACGUGCAAAUAAGUUAUUAUUUGUAUUAGUGUUAGUUAUGUUCAAGUAAGUAAUGAAUGUAGGAAAAUACAAUAAUAAAUGAUAAUAAACA
Messenger RNA from Dalotia coriaria, 1963 nucleotides. RefSeq names its product V-type proton ATPase subunit Vha44 (gene Vha44). The record is from RefSeq and is a predicted model, not a curated record. Bases 159 to 1313 code for a protein of 384 amino acids. Gene Ontology annotation, molecular function: proton-transporting ATPase activity, rotational mechanism. The transcript is spliced from 8 exons. Gene Ontology annotation, cellular component: lysosomal membrane; vacuolar proton-transporting V-type ATPase, V1 domain. Gene Ontology annotation, biological process: proton transmembrane transport. Lineage: Eukaryota; Metazoa; Arthropoda; Insecta; Coleoptera; Staphylinidae.